UUCAUUCCUAUCAAUAAAACCGUCGAGUUUAUUAUUGAUCGCCGCGGGACUAGGUCAUCAAGAUGAGUCUCAAAAACGGGGUAAAAAUGUCUCAACGCGAAAAAUUUGAGUUAAUUAACUCUGAAGUGCGUUCUUUUUACGAAUAUUGUAAAGAAGCUGGCAUGAGCGAUGAAGAAAUGGAUAUAAUUUGUCGUCCUUUGACUAAUGCCGUCAGAAAAGCUACAAUCAAGAGAUGGACAAGGGUGGUCCUGGUUUUGAUUAUGGGGAUGGCGAUUGGAUACACUGUCAGCCAGACGGAUACUUUCAAAUGGCAUGCAUCUGCAGUGGCCAGGAUUGUCCUUAUCAAACUGCUGCCUGUUUGGGACUGGACACCACUGUACCACAACAAGUGUAUGAUUGCGAGACCCGCGGAACCUCCUAAUGUAGACGGAGGAGCAUCAGCGACGGAUUGCAUAGCCUGUGAGGCAGUCAAAAACAUUGCGCGCUUGUCUGACACCUCGUACAACGAAGUAUUCAACCACCACCUCCUUCGCGGGGCGCCGGUUAUCGUCGAGGAUGCUCACUACGACUGGUCCUCACGCGAUGAACUCAACCUAACUGGCCUGAUCAGCGACGAUGACCGACUCCGCGACUCGGUCCCUUGUAGGAUCCUUACAAACAUUAGAAUAGGUCGUCAGCCUAUGGACUUAGAAGAGAUCGUUUCUAGAAUCACAAAUACUGACAUACCCAGUUGGUUUGUCCACUUCCAAAAUUGUGACAUUCGGGCGGUCAAAUCCUUUAGGAUCCUCGCUCCUAGACCCUAUUUUCUGUCUCCUCAUAUCCCUCCUUCCCAUUUUAACUGGUUAUUACUUUCUAAGAACUACGAUACACAUAGAUAUAAGUAUCUGGAGCUAGACGUUGGGUUGAUCAUUAUGUCUCAGCUAAAAGGCAAGACAUUUAUACAGUUGAGACCGCGUGCUCCCUGCGAGGAUGACUGCUACACCUUGAAUUUUGAGCUUUCAGAAGGCGAAACUCUAGUGUUGGCCAAUUCCCUGUGGGAGUUCGAAUAUUUACCUGGCAAGGGUGAAAACGUUGCCAUGAUCACUGAAACCGAUUGGAAUGAAUCCUAAUGUCUUUAGAUAAUCGUGUGAAUUGUCCUUCGUUAGUAGAUAAAUGAAUGUGGGAUGUGUACCGAUUAGAAUCGACCGCUUUCUUCAUUAUUGCAGACAAUUAUUUACUCAUCUGCAAUGUUCAAUCGAUGAGGUCGGUACAUAAUCAAAGUGCGUAAUUGUAUUUAAUAUAUAGGGUGUUCAAUAAUUUACAUAUAAUAAUGACUAUCUCUACAAAACCAGAAAAUAGAAAGUUUACAGAAGUUAUAGAUAUAUUGAAGCUGAAUUUUUUCACAGGGAUCACAAUACUUAAUUCAGAUAACAUUUUGUGUUAUAUUUUGGAAUGUCACUCAUUGCAACAGAGUUUUUCGGUACGGUUUUCUGGCCAUACCAAGUAACGAAGAAUUGCGUAUAAAAACGAAGCUUUCUACGAGCGAAUUCAGCUCUAAAAUGGUUUUAUUUUCUACUUUUUACUAUUAUUGAGUUUAAUUUGUAUGCGAUGAGACGGAUCUGUAAAAUGGCUGUUAAAAAGGGAAGUGACCACAUAUCAACAAUCGUUUACAUUUCAAGUUCACUUCAAUAGUCAUUAAGUUUAACUUAAAUGUACUGAGACGGACUAAUUGCUAUCGGCAAAGCACCCAGAGGUUCAUAGAAAAGUUAUCAUACUAAUCUUGCUACUGUUUACUACCAGCCAAACAACAUAAUUUAUUUUAGUCCUGUUUUCCAUUCACUUUGUGUUCCAUGAUGUACCUACUUAUUUCGCUACAAAUGCUGUUGCAAAAGUCGGUUUUCAGUACAUAGACGUAAAAUUAGAUUUAAAUUAUAAUUGAGCAACACACAAUGUAUUUUCUGCACAAUGAUGAUAUCGUAAUAUAGUUAGUAAGUAAUGUUUUGAUCGGAUUCAGACUCUGAUUAAGUACCUCAAGUAUUAAUACUAAUACAUUAUUAUAAUUGAAGCAAAA
Messenger RNA from Helicoverpa armigera (cotton bollworm), 2050 nucleotides. RefSeq lists its product as uncharacterized. The coding region runs from base 63 to 1109 and encodes 348 amino acids. Lineage: Eukaryota; Metazoa; Arthropoda; Insecta; Lepidoptera; Noctuidae. The transcript has 2 exons. The record is from RefSeq and is a predicted model, not a curated record.